Molecule: messenger RNA, 4714 nt
Organism: Hyaena hyaena (striped hyena)
Lineage: Eukaryota; Metazoa; Chordata; Mammalia; Carnivora; Hyaenidae
Gene: ATP13A4
Product: ATPase 13A4
Exons: 30
Coding region: 1-3594 (1197 amino acids)
Biological process (GO): intracellular calcium ion homeostasis; polyamine transmembrane transport
Cellular component (GO): late endosome membrane
Molecular function (GO): ATP hydrolysis activity; ATP binding; polyamine transmembrane transporter activity
Source: RefSeq, a predicted model, not a curated record
AUGGGGGACCACUUUGAGAAGGGCCAGCAUGCUCUGCUCAAUGAAGGAGAAGAGAAUGAGAUGGAGAUAUUUGGCUACCGGACUCAAGGCUGCCGGAAAACCCUCUGUCUUGCUGGAUCCAUCUUCUCAUUUGGGAUCCUCCCCUUGGUGUUUUACUGGAGACCCGCCUGGCACGUGUGGGCAAACUGUGUCCCGUGUUCCUUGCAAGAGGCAGAUGUCGUGUUGCUGAGGACAACAGAUGAAUUCCACACUUACUCGUGGAAAAAGGUAAUGUGGAUCUACCUGUCAUCAUUAAACAGCACGUUUGGUGUCACUCCUGACCAGCCUCUCAUCACAGAUGAGGAGGACAUCAUAAAUAAAGCCAUCAGAAAGCCAGACCUAAAGGUGAGAUGUAUAAAAGUGCAGAAAAUAAGAUAUGUUUGGAACAACCUAGAAGGACAGUUCCAGAAAAUUGGUUCUUUGGAAGACUGGCUCAGUUCUGCCAAGAUACAUCUCAAAUUCGGAUCAGGUCUAACAAGAGAAGAGCAAGAGAUUCGGAGGUUAAUAUGCGGGCCUAAUACUAUCGAUGUUGAAAUCACUCCAAUUUGGAAACUACUCAUCAAAGAGGUUUUAAACCCAUUUUACAUAUUUCAACUCUUCAGUGUCUGCUUGUGGUUUAGUGAAGACUAUAAGGAAUAUGCUCUUGCCAUCAUAAUCAUGUCCGUCAUGUCCAUAGCUUUGACGGUAUAUGAUCUCAGAGAGCAAUCUGUAAAGCUCCACCAUCUAGUUGAGUCACAUAAUAGCAUUACAGUCGCCGUAUGUGGGAGAAAAGGUGGAGUCCAAGAGCUGGAAUCGCGCUUCCUGGUACCCGGAGAUCUAUUAAUUUUGACGGGAAACAAAGUACAAAUGCCAUGUGAUGCCAUCCUGAUUGAUGGCAGCUGUGUGGUAGACGAAGGCAUGCUGACAGGAGAAAGUAUUCCAAUCACUAAAACUCCACUGCCCAAGACGGAGAGCUCCAUGCCCUGGAAAACGCAGAGUGAAGCGGACUAUAAAAGGCAUGUCCUCUUCUGUGGGACAGAGGUUAUCCAAGCCAAGGGAGCAAGCUCCGGGACCGUGAGGGCGGUGGUGCUGCAGACUGGAUUCAACACUGCAAAGGGGGACCUUGUGAGAUCCAUUCUGUACCCGAAGCCAAUGAAUUUUAAGCUCUACAGGGACGCCAUCAGGUUCCUCCUGUGUCUUGUAGGGACAGCAACCAUUGGGAUGAUCUACACUUUGUGCGUCUAUGUGCUCAGCGGGGGGCCUCCGGAGGAGGUGGUGAAGAAAGCCCUAGAUGUCAUCACGAUUGCCGUUCCUCCUGCUCUCCCUGCUGCUCUGAGCACAGGCAUUAUCUAUGCCCAGAGGAGGUUGAAGAAGAAAGGCAUCUUUUGCAUCAGCCCCCAGAGGAUCAAUGUAUGUGGACAAUUAAACCUUGUCUGCUUUGACAAGACAGGCACCCUAACCAGGGAUGGUUUGGAUCUCUGGGGAGUCGUGCCCUGCGAUAGGACUGGCUUCCAGGAAGUCCACAGUUUUGCGUCAGGCAAGUCUUUGCCGUGGGGCCCGCUGUGUGCCGCCAUGGCCAGCUGCCACUCUCUGAUCCUUCUCAAUGGGACCAUUCAGGGAGAUCCUCUGGAUCUCAAGAUGUUUGAAGCCACCACCUGGGAGAUGGCUGUUUCUGGGGACGAUUUCCACAUCAAGGGAGUGCCAGCACAUGCCAUGAUAGUUAAGCCCUGCAAGCCAGCCAGCCAGGUGCCAGUGGAAGGAAUUGCAAUCCUGCAUCAGUUCCCAUUCUCAUCAGCACUGCAGAGGAUGACGGUCAUUGUGCAAGAGAUGGGGGGUGACCGGCUGGCAUUUAUGAAAGGUGCACCAGAAAGGGUGGCCAGCUUUUGCCAACCUGAGACAGUACCAACUAGUUUUGUUAGUGAGCUUCAGAUUUACACGACACAGGGCUUCCGGGUCAUAGCACUGGCCUACAAGAAGCUAGAAAUGGAUCAUCACACCACUGCCUUGACACGGGACAAAGUAGAAUCAGAUCUGAUUUUUCUGGGAUUGCUCAUCUUGGAGAAUCGGUUGAAGGAAGAAACAAAACCUGUUCUGGAAGAGCUCAUCUCUGCCCGGAUAAGGACUGUAAUGAUCACAGGUGACAAUCUUCAGACUGCAAUAACAGUGGCCAGAAAGUCUGGAAUGGUUUCUGAAAACCAAAAAGUCAUUCUCAUUGAAGCGAAUGAAAGCACUGGAUCCUCAUCAGCAUCUAUAUCUUGGAAAUUAGUAGAAGAGAAGAAACACAUUGCAUACAGCCAGCAGGAUAAUUACAUUAAUAUCAAGGAAGAAGUCUCUGAUCAUGGCAGAGAAGGAAGUUACCAUUUUGCCUUAAGUGGAAAAUCCUUUCAGGUUAUAAGCCAACAUUUCAGUAGCCUACUGCCAAAGAUACUGAUGAAUGGGACCAUCUUUGCAAGAAUGUCUCCUGGGCAGAAAUCCAGUCUGGUGGAAGAAUUUCAGAAACUGGAUUACUUUGUAGGUAUGUGCGGUGAUGGAGCCAAUGACUGUGGGGCCUUGAAAAUGGCUCACGUGGGCAUCUCUUUAUCAGAGCAGGAGGCAUCCGUGGCCUCACCUUUCACUUCUAAGACUCCAAACAUUGAGUGUGUACCUCACCUUAUCAAGGAAGGGCGUGCCGCUCUCGUGACCUCAUUUUGCAUGUUCAAGUACAUGGCUCUGUACAGCAUGAUCCAGUAUGUCGGUGUCCUGCUGCUCUACUGGGAGACAAACAGCCUUUCGAAUUACCAGUUUCUGUUCCAGGAUCUGGCCAUCACAACUCUUAUUGGUGUAACAAUGAAUCUGAAUGGCGCCUACCCCAAGCUGGCGCCUUUCAGGCCUGCAGGACGGCUCACCUCCCCACCUCUGCUGCUGUCUGUGAUUCUCAACAUUCUUCUGAGCCUAGCCAUGCACAUCGUGGGCUUCAUUCUGGUCCAGAGGCAGCCUUGGUAUUCCAUGGAGCCGCACAGUGCCUGCACAGUACAAAAUGAAAGCAUCUCAAAGUUAACCGUUUCUCCCACUGUUCCAGAAAAAAUUGGAAGUAACGGUGCCUUCACAAGCUUCGAAAACACUACCAUAUGGUUCUUGGGAACCAUCAACUGUAUCGUUGUGGCUCUCAUUUUCUCUAAAGGAAAACCAUUCAGGCAGCCCAUAUAUAAGAAUUAUAUAUUUGUCGUUGUGCUGGUCAUACAGCUGAGUGUGUGUCUAUUCAUUCUAUUUGCUGAUAUUCCAGAAUUAUAUAGGCGUUUGGAUCUUCUCUGCACUCCCCUUCUGUGGAGGGUUUACAUCAUCAUUAUGCUCAGCUCCAAUUUCAUAGUGUCCCUUGUGGUGGAGGAGGCCAUUAUUGAAAAUCGAGCCCUGUGGAUGACCUUCAAAAGGUGUUUUGGCUAUCAGUCGAAAAGCCAGUAUCGGAUCUGGCAGAGGGCCUUGGCAGAUGACCCCAGCUGGCCCCCGCUAAACCAAAUGUCCUACUCCGACAUGCCAGAAUGUGGCAGGGGAGUGUCUUACAGCAACCCGGUGUUUGAGAGCAAUGAGGAACAACUCUGAGGCCAAAGUGAUAUCAAGUUGGUAAAGCAUAGCGACGAUGACAACAGGGACCAGUUUCAGUGGUUUUCUAACAGUGAUACCCUUACAGAAUCACCUGGAGUUUUUGGAACAAAAAGUCUAUUCAAUCACGGUCGCAAAUUCAAGUUUACCUGAUAAGAUACUUUCUACAAAGCAGAACACUGCCCCCAAGAAGAGUGCCUUCCUCUUGAUUCUGAAAGGACUGAAGGUAUUGGUGAAUCAAUAUGGACCAACGAUGGCAAUGGGCCCAGAGAUUGGGAGGCUAAAGGACAAGGGGAAUAUAUAAUCUUUUUUUCUUAGAUAACAUAUUUUUUAAAUGAACUGAGAGAAAGUAGCAAUAUGUGUAGCCAUAGAAUUGUAACAUGUGAAAGAUCACCUUUGGGUUCUUAUUUUAUUGAUGGAAAGACAAGUGCAUGAGAGCCAUUACACCAGUCUUCACUGUAUGGUGUCCUUUCCUGCCUAGUACUUUCAGAGUUUCCCCUACAUAUUUGGAAGGAUGGGCUAAGCUCAUACUUCAGUCACAAACAAGUCCCUUCUUUCAGUGGCUUAACACACAAGAGCUUCUUUCAUGGCCCAGGUGACUCUGUAGACUAGCUCUCCUCAGUGGUCACUGCUUCAACCUGUUGGCUCCACCGGCUGGAAACAAGAACUCCACAUUUGCUGUGAUGGGAAAUGAAGAGACUGAAGAAGGUGCAAGGGCUUUCCACUGCCUCACCCAAAAAGUGAAACACUUCUCUUCCACUCCUCAGAUAUCAUUAAUCAGGAGUUUGGCAAAGAACCUGCGAAGUACAGUCUCCUGGUUUCGUGAGCACAAGGCCUGUGCAUUCACCUGGGGCCCCAUGCUUAUAAGGGCCCCACAUUUAGUUUCAUGCUUUGCUGUUGCCAUCUUGAAAUUCUUAAUUUUUGAUGCUCUUUCGAUAUGUGCUACUCUAGUUUCUCUCCCAGGAAUCCAAGCUGGACCCCUCACAUAAUUUGUGGGGCUGAGUACAAAAUGAAAAAGUAGAACGAUAAGUCUGGCUAGGGGAGCCCUGAAGUUGGCAAGAUGCUCUUGAGAUGACUAUGUGGGUCUUUUUAUUUUUUUUAAUGUUUUAUUUAUUUCUGA